Molecule: messenger RNA, 4392 nt
Organism: Agrilus planipennis (emerald ash borer)
Lineage: Eukaryota; Metazoa; Arthropoda; Insecta; Coleoptera; Buprestidae
Product: roundabout homolog 2-like
Exons: 6
Coding region: 644-3988 (1114 amino acids)
Biological process (GO): Roundabout signaling pathway; axon midline choice point recognition; cell-cell adhesion
Cellular component (GO): axon; plasma membrane
Molecular function (GO): axon guidance receptor activity; protein binding
Source: RefSeq, a predicted model, not a curated record
GCUCCAACAAGCGACAGAAGCUCCGUCCCACUAUCAGUCGCAUGCAGGCCGCACUGUCGUGAGUAUCUCCAACUCUCGCGUCCAGAUUUCCAAUUCUUACACACGACUCGUCGUCGAAUACGAUCGCAGUUGGCAUCGCGUGCUGAGCGUGCUGUGAUAUUCCACAUGCAACAACAAACAAUACGAACGACAGACUUCGAGUGUAAUAGUAACGGAGUCGAGAUUCUUUCCUUCUUUCUUGCAGGCGUGAUCUAACAGUUGAUUAUUUAUUACAUGAAAACGGAUGGCGAUGUUCGACGUGAAUAAUUAAUUAGACUUUGGACAAGUUUGGCUAUCGUUUAAUUGUUGUCUUUUGUGCUGCGGGUACAAUAAUAAAACUUGCGAUUAAUGCUUGUGAUAAGGUAGUAAAAGUUUCAAAGCGGGCCGACGACGAUCGAGGAAGGCGGCGCGUCGUUUCGUCCGACUCAUUAGCAUUUCUUCUCCAAGAUAUUCGCAACGAUGAAAAAAACGGACCGUCAACAAUGAGUGUGUGAAGAAGAAGAAGUGCCGGCGUAACAACGAUGUGUGAAAUAAUGCGUCCGCCGCGAUCGUUGUGAUUUGAAUUGAAUGUGUUUGCGCCGCCCGUUCGCCCGCCAUUGCAUUAAUGAUGGAUCUAUCUGCGGCCCGUGUCUUUUUUGCUCUGCUCUUGCAACUUUUCACUUGGAACGCAAAUGGUCAGUAUCGUUCACCCCGAAUAACAGAGCACCCCUCAGACAUUAUAGUGGCGAAAAACGAACCAGUUACCCUUAAUUGUAAAGCAGAGGGUAAGCCGGAGCCAAGUAUAGAAUGGUACAAAGACGGUGAGCCGGUACGGACUUCCCCUGUGGAAAACAAAUCGCACCGUGUGCUUUUACCUUCCGGUUCUCUUUUCUUUCUGAGAACUGUGAGCAGUAAAAAAGAACAAGAUGGUGGUGUUUAUUGGUGUGUGGCCAAGAACGUUGCGGGACAAGUGGUCAGUAGGAAUGCGACAUUACAAGUUGCUGUGCUGCGCGACGAUUUCCGCGUGUCCCCGGUGAAUACCCGAGUGGCUGCCGGUGAAACGGCACUUUUGCAAUGCGGUCCUCCGAAGGGAAGUCCCGAACCGCAAGUCUCAUGGAAGAAGGACGGCAAGCCGCUCGAAUUAGAUGGAAGACGCAUAAGAAUGGUCGAGGGUGGCGGCAAUCUCAUUAUUUCUGACGUGCGACAGGGUGACGAAGGACGAUAUCAGUGUGUUGCGCACAACAUAGUGGGGUCUAGGGAGACCCAGUCGGCGACCCUCACGGUACAUGUGAAACCGUACUUCAACAAAGAGCCUCAGGAUGUAGUGACAAAAGCCGGUCAGCGAGUGAUCUUUCAAUGCUCGGUGGAGGGUGAGCCGGUUCCUAGUGUGCUCUGGCGUCGCGAAGACGGUAAAAUGCCAAUCGGUCGAGCGCGAAUUCUCGACGACAAGUCGCUCCUCAUCGACAACGUCCAAACCUCCGACGAAGGCAUCUACAUUUGCGACGCCGAAAAUGUCGUCGGUAGCAUCACCGCAAAGGCAUCGCUCGUCGUUAAUUCGCCGCCUACGUUUAUCGAGAAACCCGAAGACCAGAAAGCAAGUUUGAACAGCGUGGUGGAGUUUCACUGUGUGGCUACGGGUAAUCCCCCGCCGUCGGUUUUCUGGAGCAAAGAGGGUUCGCAACUGCUCAUGUUCCCAGACACAUCCUACGGCCAUAUCCACGUGAAUUCCCAUGGCACCCUUAGGAUUCAGGGAGUGCAACGGGAAGACGCCGGAUAUCUCGUCUGCUCCGCUCUGAGCGUCGCCGGCUCCAAUACUGCAAGAGCCUUCCUGCAGGUAACUUCGGUUGCUGAUUUACCUCCUCCAAUAAUUCAAAUAGGUCCCACCAAUCAAACGUUGCCAAUUCACAGUAUGGUGACUUUCAGUUGUAAAGCGUACAACCCACAAGGCGAUCAGCCUAAAAUCCGAUGGUCGAAAGAUGGUCUUAUUUUCAAAAAUAAUUCUCUUCCAAAACGCUACUCGAUUAACACUAGCGGAACUCUUCUUAUUGAAGAUUUGACGGUUGACGAUUCAGGUGUUUAUAGCUGUUCAGCUAUAUCAGAAAGUGGCGAGACGUCAUGGUCGGCGUCAUUGAACGUUGUUGAAAACACAAAUUCUCCUUUGCAUCGUAGUCCGGAUCCGUCAACGUUUCCGAAAGCUCCUGCAAAGCCACGCAUAUUAAAUGCAACCGAAUCGAGUAUCUCAUUGACUUGGGAGAGUGAAGAUAUAGAGCCGGGUCUUGUGGGUUACACUGUGGAAUAUUGGAGUCCGGAUCUGCAAACAGGGUGGGUGGUAGCAGCCCAUAGGGUUCCCGAUCCUUAUAUGGUGGUGCGUGAACUUAAACCCGAUAGUUCGUACGUGUUUAUGGUUCGGGCUGAAAAUGCACACGGAUUAUCUCCCGCAUCCCCGGUGUCCGCCAUUGCCCGGACUUUGGCCAACUUCCGGACGGUAUCUCGUACGGAGCUCGAUAAGGCGAGAAACAUGUUAACUACUAAAAUUGUGGAACUGGAAAGUGCACGCGCCUUAUCUUCCAGUUCGGUAAAGCUCAAAUGGAGCUUAAGUGCACCCGAUUACGUGGAAGGACUUUAUAUACGGUUCAGAGAACUUUCGGGCGGUUCGAACAAUUACAACAUACUUACAGUGCUCGACACUCGCAAUGACGGUUACGUAGUUAGUAAUCUGAAGAAAUUUACCAAAUACGAAUUCUUCAUUUCACCCUUUUAUAAAUCUGUUGAGGGGCAACCUUCGAAUUCUCGCAUAGUUGAAACGUUAGAAGAUGUGCCUUCCGCCCCUCCUGACAGCAUAUCAGCCGGCUUGUUCAACAGCACAUCCGGUUGGAUAAGAUGGUCUCCGCCUCCUCCUCAACAUCACAACGGUGCCAUUAUCGGCUAUAAGCUACUUCUAAAAAGUACAACUGUGCGCGCUAUAACUGUUAAUGCAACAACAACGUCGUUGUUAUUGACUAAUUUAACGGCCGGCACUGGUUACACUGUUAAAAUUGCGGCAGUUACGCAAAUGGGAAUGGGACCAUUUUCGGAACCGAUGAAACUUUUAGCGUCUCAACGUAAACAGAGUCCUAGAGCUUUGGGACCAUUCGUGCCAUUCGUUCGACAGACUUGGUUUGUUGUUCUUCUAACAUCAAUUGCUUUGUUAUUUUUUGCGGGUACAGGGUCUCUAGUGUAUUUCAAAAGACGACAAUCACUGAAGAAAGAAUUAGGGAAUUUGAACGUUCCUGUUGUAAGCACGUCGCAAAUUGGUACCAAAGAAAGCCUCUGGAUAGAUCGCGGAUGGAGAACUAACGAUUGCGACAAGGAUUCUUCGAUUCCUUUGGCACAACGUCCUGCCGAUUACGCUGAAGUAGACAGUAAGAGCUUAUCGACGUUUUACAAUUGCCGAAAAUCUCCGGAUAAUCCAACGCCCUAUGCGACUACAAUGUUGGUACCGCCUCCCAGUUGGUCGGAUCUUAUUCCUCCUCCACCAGCCCAUCCUCCUCCCGACUGUCCACAAGACAAUCCUCCAGUUCCUCCACCACGCGGAGGCAGUACUCAUGGAAGCAAUGAUGGAUAUGCCUGUUACGCGGUCUAUGUUCCUAAUCAGUCUGUAGGAAGUCAGUGUUCGCACGGCAGAUUUUCGCAAUAUCCUAGAGGUGGUGGUGGCUCGUGCAACGGUUGUGAUGCUCAUUGUUCUCUUGCCAGCAGCAGUUCUGGAAAGAGAUCGAACCCCAGAGGGUUGUUCCAUAGCAACAGAAGCUGUGAUAGGGCAUGGCACACACAGCGGAGUUGGGAAGAAUGCGAAAACGACAAACACUCCUGUUGUAGUAGUCAUGAUACUACGUGUUCCUGUAGCGAAUCCUCCUGUUUGUAUGCUGAAGCAGGACCUUCGAGCAUUCCCAAACCGCCACCCGUUUGCCAGUCGAAUCGUUGUGGAAUGUAAUAGAUAAUCGUGGAAGGGGACGAUGGAAAUAUACAUAUCCAGACGUGUUUAUUAGAUCUGGUAAAAUUAGUUCGACUGUUUUCUUUAUGAUCAUGAGAUACCUAGUCAUUAGACGUUCUAAGUUACCAAGAAAACGUAAUAAUAAUAAUUAAUAAUGAUGAUGAUAAUGAUAACGAUAAUGAAAACAUACAGGUAACGGUCUUCCUGUUUAUUAAAAAAACGAAUAAAUCGGUUUUCCAAGGUCAUUCCCGAACUGACUUGACGUUCUGUUUGUACAUAAGAUCGACUAUGUUGAAAACGUAGCAAUAAUCAAUAGAAAACAUGAUGUACGUAGUCUGAAAAAUGUGAUCUGUAGCGUCUAAUCUUGUAAAUAAUUGUUAUGUAAUAUAGUUACUAUAAAUAGG